Lolium rigidum is the source of this 1257-nucleotide messenger RNA. RefSeq lists its product as uncharacterized. Lineage: Eukaryota; Viridiplantae; Streptophyta; Magnoliopsida; Poales; Poaceae. The transcript has 4 exons. The record is from RefSeq and is a predicted model, not a curated record. Bases 126 to 986 code for a protein of 286 amino acids.
ACCCUUCUGCGCCUCUUCAUUGCAGUUCUCAUCACCGAGAAAGUUCCCCAAUUCCCAGCAGCGGCGCGUUCUUCCAUCCGGUCCAAGAGUGCUUCCUAAAUCAACAUCCUCAAUCAGGCUACAUAAUGGCUCUAUUAGAUUUUAUUGAGUUGAGUGAUGAUGAAGAGAUUGUUGUUUCGGAAAAGAAUGAUGAAGAGAUUGUUGACUUGAGCAGUGAUGAUGAGACUGCUGAUGACUACCACAAUGAUUUCACAUGUGGUAGCCCUGGUCAGCACCCAACAACAUUGUAUGAUGGGCAGGCUGUGUUUGUUGCCGAGGGUGAAGGAGAGGCUACCGAGUCAAAUGCAGAGGAAGCUACACCAUCCUCUUCUGUUAUGGAAAAAGGGUCUCUUGAUACAGCUUCAUCACAGAACUGUCCUCACACUUCAACAGCAGUAUCAUUUCCCAGCCCUUCCAUCUCUGAGAAGGCUCUGACUUUCGAAGCUUGUGAUGCAAACCUGCCGAGAAUGAAGGUGAAACGCCAUAGGAAGAUCUUCCAUGCUGAUACACUUUGGAGAAGUCCUAGGCUUGAAGAUAAGAACAAAGGUCAUAGCAAGUCCAUGGAGGAGCUGGCAGUUGAUCUGAAGAGAUCUCGCAUGCUCGAAGAACAGCACACUUCAGCUGCAUCACAGAAUUGCUCUCACACUCCAGCAGCAGAGACAUCCCCAAACUUGGUGAGAGUGAAGGUGAAACGUCGCAGGAGGAAGCCUGUCCAGACCGAUACACAUUGGAGAAGUCCUAGGCUUGAACAUAAGAACAAAGAUUGUAGCAAGUCUGUGGUAGAGCUGGCAGUUGAUCGCAAGAGGUCUCGCAUGCUUGAGGAACAGAACACCCCAGCAAGGACCCAGAAGAAGACCAAGUUGACCCUCUGCACCCGAUGUAGAAUGUACGAAGAGUAUCAGAAGAAGACCAAGUUGACUGAACAUGAUCCUUUUGAAGUUAUCUGAAUGUUGGUGAUCUAUAGUUUGUCUGAAGGUUGACAGAACCAGUGAGCUUUGGGCUUUUGAAGCGUAUUAUGAUAGACUAAUAGCUGGCCGUGCGAGCCUUGGACCACUUGGCCACUUGGGGUACAUUAUAAGUUACUAGUACUAUCUAAUUAUGGCUUACUAUGUCUCAGGUGCCUAGUGAUCUCUGCUUAGCCUCGAUGACGUCUCGAUCAAGUUGAACAAAAUAUGCAACCCAAGGUGUUAUUAAUUUACAUGCACUCAAUUUCAGUAA